CUACUUCUGUCAAAAACUAAGUUAGAAAAUGUCCAUUUCUUCUUAACAAGACAAAAAAUGCUUCCACAUAAACUCAUUAGUAUUAUCACUUUUUUCUUCUUCUUCACCCCCUCUCUCUUCAUUCCCCCUUGUUCUUCAUCAUCCUCUUUUUUAUCACCAAUUACAAAAGACCAUGAAACUAAUCUCUACACUCUUACUCUUUACCUCAAAACCCCUCCACAGCUCACCCCCCUCCUCCUCGACUUGAGCGCUUCUUUCAGUUGGAUGGACUGCUCCAUACCUUCCAGCACCCACCGAUCAUUAUCAUGUAACUCCCCGUUAUGUUCAGCACUUGGUUCGCGAGCAUGUGCUAAGUGUUUUAACUCUCAUAGUCCGGAUGAUUGUUCUAGUAACCCUUGCAUACUCACUCCUUCGAACUCUGUUACCCAUAAGUCGUCUACUGGGAAAGCUAUUGUUGAGGCUCUCGCUUUGGCAGUUACUGAUGGGAGGAAUCCAGGUCAAGUUAAAGGGUUCUCUGAGUUUUUGUUGUCAUGUUCGAAGAAAUGUUUGCUUAAAGGUCUUAUGAAAGGCGUUGCCGGUUUGGCCGGUUUAGGCCGCUCCAAUUUCUCCCUCUCUACGCAGAUUAGCACUUCCUUUGUGUCUACACGCACUUUUGCGCUAUGUGUAUCCGAUUCACCGUCAGCUCCUGGUGUGGCUUUUUUCGGUUCGGCUGGACCUUAUUACUUUUUACCCCAAAUUGACCUCUCUAAAACCCUCAAUUACACCCCACUUAUCCUGAACCCGGGUCAACCCGACUAUUUCAUAAAUUUGACUUCCAUAAAAGUCAACGGAGUUUCCAUACAACUAAACCAAACAAUCCUAGCCGUUGAUCAACAUGGAUUUGGUGGGACCACCAAGUUGAGCACCGUAACACCAUACACCACAUUACACAGUAACAUUUACAAAGCAUUUACUGAGACAUUUGUUAAUGAAUCUACAAAGCUCAACCUCACAUUAACAAAUGCCAUGGAACCUUUUAAUGUUUGUUAUAAUGCAGAUGAGGUGUUGGAUACUACGGUAGGACCGAUGGUUCCCACCGUUGAUCUUGUGAUGAACAGUGAUGAUGUGUUUUGGAGGAUAUUCGGAUCAAAUUCUAUGGUUAGGAUUGCAAGAGAUGGUGUUGAUGUAUGGUGUUUAGGGUUUUUGGAUGGUGAGAUUAAGAAUAUGACAGCGAUGAUCAUAAUUGGAGGACAUCAAAUGGAGAACAAUUUAUUGCAGUUUGAUUUGGAACAACAAAGAUUAGGGUUUAGUUCUUCUGUUUUGGCAUAUAAGACAUCAUGCUCCAAUUUCAACUUUACCACUUCUAGUAACUUGAGUUGAAGCUCCAAUUCUUGCCAUCACGCUCUGGCUUUAGCAUGUGCCCAGUAUAUGUAAGUAAAAACUAGAAAAAAAGUGCUUGAGUUUCAAUUAGAUUAACCUAGUAAGAUAAUUUACAUUGUGAUGAUUUUUUUUCUUCCUAGUUUCUUUGUACUUAAUGAAUCAUGUUGGGGUCUUGUGGAUUUGC
Messenger RNA from Capsicum annuum, 1543 nucleotides. Its product is annotated as probable aspartic proteinase GIP1. Gene Ontology annotation, biological process: proteolysis. The record is from RefSeq and is a predicted model, not a curated record. The transcript is spliced from 2 exons. Bases 58 to 1359 code for a protein of 433 amino acids. Gene Ontology annotation, molecular function: aspartic-type endopeptidase activity. Lineage: Eukaryota; Viridiplantae; Streptophyta; Magnoliopsida; Solanales; Solanaceae.